Messenger RNA from Echinops telfairi (small Madagascar hedgehog), 1490 nucleotides. RefSeq names its product serpin family F member 1 (gene SERPINF1). Bases 122 to 1384 code for a protein of 420 amino acids. The record is from RefSeq and is a predicted model, not a curated record. Gene Ontology annotation, biological process: negative regulation of angiogenesis; negative regulation of endopeptidase activity; positive regulation of neurogenesis. Gene Ontology annotation, molecular function: serine-type endopeptidase inhibitor activity. Lineage: Eukaryota; Metazoa; Chordata; Mammalia; Afrosoricida; Tenrecidae. The transcript is spliced from 8 exons.
GAGGCAAAAGAAACACACAUACACACACACACAAACUGCUGUGCUCACUGGAGCCCCUCAGUGUGGAGGCUCCAAGGGACCUAGGCUGGAGGCAGCGCUGCAGUGCACCCAAAGGUCCAGGAUGCAGGCCCUCACGUUGCUGCUCUGGAUGGGAGCUCUCCUCGGGCAUGGCAGCUCCCAGAACAGCGCUGGGGAUGUGGAGGAGGGUUCCCUAGCGCCCGACGCCACCACCGCAGGGAUGUCAGCGGAGGAAGAAGACCCCUUUUUCAAGGUCCCCGUGAACAAGUUGGCGGCAGCUGUCUCCAACUUCGGCUAUGACCUUUACCGAGUGAGGUCCAGCAUGAGCCCAGCUGCUAACGUGCUCCUGUCUCCGCUCAGUGUGGCCACGGCCCUCUCUGCCCUUUCGCUGGGAGCGGAACAGCGCACAGAGUCCACCAUCCACCGGGCUCUCUACUACGACUUGAUCAGCAACCCAGACAUCCACAGCACCUACAAAGAGCUGCUGGCCGCAGUCACCGCCCCACAGAAGAAUCUCAGGAGUGCUUCCAGGAUCGUCUUCGAGAGGAAGCUGCGGAUAAAAUCAAGCUUUGUGGCGCCCCUGGACAAGUCUUAUGGGACCAGGCCCAGGAUCCUGACGGGCAACCCUCGCAUAGACCUCCAGGAGAUAAACAACUGGGUGCAGGCCCAGAUGAAAGGGAAGGUCCCGAGGUCCACCAGGGACAUGCCCAGUGACAUCAGCAUUCUCCUCCUGGGCGUGGCGCACUUCAAGGGGCAGUGGGUAACGAAGUUUGAUUCCAGAAAGACUUCCCUUGCGGAUUUCCACUUGGAUGAGGAGAGGACUGUGAGAGUCCCCAUGAUGUCAGACCCGAAGGCCAUUUUACGCUACGGCUUGGACUCUGACCUCAACUGCAAGAUUGCCCAGCUGCCCCUGACGGGGAGCGUGAGUAUCAUCUUCUUCCUGCCGCAGAGAGCAACUCAGAACUUGACCCUGAUCGAGGAGAGCCUCACCUCGGAGUUCAUUCAUGACAUAGACCGAGAACUGAAGACUGUCCAAGCGGUUCUAACCAUCCCCAAGCUGAAGCUGAGCUAUGACGGCGCCCUCACCGAGGCCCUGCGGGAGAUGAAGCUCCAGUCCCUGUUUGAGUCACCAGACUUCAGCAAGAUCACAGGCAAGCCCAUCAAGCUCACUCACGCGGAACACCGGGCUGGCUUCGAGUGGAAUGAGGACGGGGCAGGAGCCGCCCCCAGCCCCGGGCUCCAGCCGGCUCGCCUCACCUUUCCUCUGGACUACCACCUUAAUCAGCCUUUCAUCUUCGUCCUCAGGGACACGGACACAGGGGCCCUUCUCUUCAUAGGCAAAAUCCUGGACCCCAGGGGCACCUAAUGCUCCAGGUUCAGGUUCAAGUUCGCCAGGGGGACGGCAGGUGAUGCAUGAAAGCUGCCCUGUGCUGCUCGUCUAUACUUUGCAAUAAAAAGAGCUUGACCCGUAA